AUGUGCCCGUUAUAUAUUCCUUUCUGGCUCAUCAUCUUGCUGCUGCUGACGCAACUCGUGAGUGCUCAAGACACGUACGCGAUUUUAAAAUUCGUGACUGAGACCUCGGUGCCUUGCGUGACCGCGGCGUCGAAACGGGGCGACCAAGCGGGCAUGCGUCUUGCGGUGCCGGACACUCUUGGGGUGGCAGUCACCAUGGGGGAAAGCUCCCCUCACGAUGCACUCGUUUGCUCGUUCUGUUUGGCGGGCAUGGGAUGCGUUGUGACUACUCCCUUCCGCUGUUCUAUUUUUCGCCUGUUAUGA
Molecule: messenger RNA, 303 nt
Organism: Trypanosoma grayi
Lineage: Eukaryota; Euglenozoa; Kinetoplastea; Trypanosomatida; Trypanosomatidae
Exons: 1
Coding region: 1-303 (100 amino acids)
Source: RefSeq, a predicted model, not a curated record